Pectinophora gossypiella (pink bollworm) is the source of this 2001-nucleotide messenger RNA. Its product is annotated as putative transporter SVOPL. The record is from RefSeq and is a predicted model, not a curated record. NCBI's taxonomy places the organism in Eukaryota, Metazoa, Arthropoda, Insecta, Lepidoptera, Gelechiidae. Gene Ontology annotation, molecular function: transmembrane transporter activity. The transcript has 11 exons. Gene Ontology annotation, biological process: transmembrane transport. Bases 41 to 1624 code for a protein of 527 amino acids.
GUGUCUUUAUGCGUGUCAAUGCUAAUAGUAGCAUUGAAAAAUGCUUGUGGACAAGAUGUCAGAAACGAAUAACAAUGAUUUGAAUAUAGCGAAAGUACCUUUUGAAACAGCGCUCGACAAAGCUAACUUCGGUCCGUACAGCUACAUGCUAACUGUCCUGACGGGGGUCUCCAUCAUAUCGUACGCGUGCAUGGUCUACAGCAGCACCAUCAUCGUGCCCACCAGCGCGUGUGAGCUGGGCACCACACACUCGCAGCAGGGGCUGUUGGUGGCUGGACCUCUUGUGGGAGCCAUUUUAGGUGCUAUACUGUGGGGCUACCUAGCGGACAGACAUGGACGUCGCAGCAUGCUGCUCGUGUCCUUCCUAUCAGCGGCUGUAGUCAAUUCCGUCGCCAGCCUAUCAGUUAAUUGGAUCAUGCUGAUAGUGUUACAGUUCUUAGUGGCCCUAUUAGCAUCAGGGCAAUACAGUCUGGCAAUGACACUGUUGAGUGAGUGCGUGCCAAUGGCUCGCCGCAAUCUAGUGGUUUUGAUCGUAGCCAGCAUUUUCCUCCUUGCACAAGGCGUCAUGGCACUUCUAGCGAUACCAAUAAUUCCACUGGAGUUCUCCUACCACCUACCUUCUCUGGGCAUCUAUUGGAAUCCGUGGCGGACCGUGCUGCUGGUUUACUCCCUGCCUAGCCUCAUAUGCCUGCUGGGCGUGUACUUCAUGAUGGAGAGCCCAAAGUUCGUCUACGCAAAAGGCGAUGAAGAACGAUCCUUAGACAUCUUGAAGUACAUACAUAAAGUUAACAGUGGUAGAAAUUCCAAAGAAGAAUAUCAGGUUAAAGGCCUUCUGGCAGAUACAACGAUCGCUCAAGACGAUGGAAAAUCAUUACAUUCAGUAGCAGAGUUGUUGAAGGCACCGCUCCUGAAAUAUUUGAUCAUCAUGUCAACGCUCUCCGUGUUUCAACAAGUGGGAGCGUUCACGUUAUGGUUACCGACCAUCGCUAAUCAAUUUGUGAACAUCGUGAAGACUGGAGAAGGCAGGAACUACACCCUGUGCCAAAUCCUGGUGGCCGGCAAAAAUGCUUCACGUCAUUCUACCUUACCUGCGUGUGCGCUGAACGAAACGGCCCUGCUGAUAGUGUUUGGAAUGGGCUGUAUUCAAUCUCUGUGCAACAUCUUCCUCAGUAUGGUGGUAAACUACGGCGGGCGUCGCAACACAGUGAUGGUGCUGGCAUCUGUCAGCGGUGUCAGCGGCAUCCUGGUCAACCUGGUGCCGGACGCGGUCGGCAGCGCAGUCUUCUUCGUCAUCUUCCUCAUGGGGUUAUUACUACUCGGACUCUACACUGCCAUUUCUGUCGCCCUGUUUCCGACGCAUCUGAGGGCUCUAGCAGUAUCCCUGACUAUGACGGGAGGUCGUGUGGUGUUGUUCGCCGUCGUUCAGAUCCUGAAUUUCCUUCUCAAACACAACUGCGAUCUUGGAUUCUACAUCUUUGCAUCCAUCAUUGCCGCGUCAGCGGUCGUGGUAUCCUUCUUACCAGAUGAUCGUCGUAAGCAGCUGACACCUCCAAAAAAAGCUACUAAAGCAGUUCAAACAACACAAAACCUUGAUACCACAGAGAAAAAUAUACAAAAACGAUGAUAUGAGAUGAUAAAAUAGUAGUAAUUAUUGUAAUCACUACAUAAUCAUAAAUCAUAAACAACCUAUAUACGUCCCACUGCUGGGCAAAGGCCUCCCCUCAAUCAACCGGAGGGGGUAUGGAGUAUACUCCACGCUGCUCCACUGCGGCUAGGUGGAGGUGUUUUUACGGCUAAUAGCCAACAGCUUAACGUGCCCUCCGAAGCACGGAAUCAUCUUACUUUUUCAGACAAUCAGGUGAUUCAAGCCUCAAAAGUCCUUAUCAAACAAAGGACAGUCUCACAAAGUGAUUUCGACAAAGUCCCCAUCGGGAAUCGAACCAGGACCUCCAGAUCGUGAGCCAAGUAAAUGAAAAAAAAAAAAAAUGAAAAUAUGAUGAU